Molecule: messenger RNA, 1270 nt
Organism: Pseudo-nitzschia multistriata
Lineage: Eukaryota; Bacillariophyta; Bacillariophyceae; Bacillariales; Bacillariaceae
Source: the annotation of a GenBank genome assembly
CGGCUAUAGAARGAAACUCCUUCGAUCGAUUGAUAUCAAUASAUGCAGUUGGUUUGUGGCUAUUUUGCGAUACGAAUCGUUCUUCAAGAGURCCAUGUUUAGCCCGUGGGUGAUWUUGUCUGCGGCGUCCGAUCGUGCCUUGCUCUCUCUGACCACGGUUCCGACCCUGAGUGGUUGGAUCCACACAGCGGUUGUCACCGGGGCAACUACCGCAGCGGCCGGCCUUGUCGCAGCGGGAUCUGGGUUCAUUGACCCGGUCCGCGACUUCGAUCCACCGUGGCAGACCAAGGCCAACGACAACGAGAAUGGUAGAACGACUGCGCCUUCGCAUCGACUGCUUCUCCCGUGGUACGUGAAGUCUCUUUCUGCCUUUGUCUUCCCGUCUCUCGGAGAGGAGGUCCUCUGGAGGGGCGCAAUGAUUGCUCCCCAUCCGUCGGCAUGGACUCCAGCCACUGUUUCGAUAUUCCUCCCGCGGGCCGGUGUGGUCCUCUUGGUGCACGUGUUGCUACACCCGGUGGCCGGCUUGACCGUUUGGCCACGGGGAAGGGAGGUUUUUUGCGACCCUCGGUUCCUGGCACUGGCCACCAUCGUUKUGGGCGGGUCAACCGUGGCGUACGUCGCGAGUGGGGGGAGCGCGAUUGCUGCGUCGCUGACACACGGUGUGUGUGUAGUAUURUGGAGGGAUUUCUUUGGCGGGGAGGCCAAACUGAUGAGAGGAACGACCACCCCAACGAGCAACACCGAUGGUGUCAUUUCGGAGAAGAAAAAAGAGAAGUGACGAGCAAGUACAAGUAAACAAACAUGCAGCAAGAAAAAAAUUGGUAGUUGCCUGCCGAUCGAAGUUGUGACUGGAUCUAUUGUGUAGGACACAUGGCAGUAGCAGAACUGAUACACUAUGCCUCGAGAACAAAGCUUCAUCGAGUGGCCGAUAGCUUCGUGUGUGGCUCGCCUGUGUGUGAAUCUUUCGUUUGAGAUCGUUUAUGUGGAAGCAAGACUUUACUUCUACACUACAAGUAAUUCUGGAUGCAAGAUUUGGGCCUUCCAAAAAAUGCACACCGUACUUGUGGUCUAGAAAGUUUUAUAGGUUUUGCAGCACUUACAUGCGAGUCUAGAGUGGUGUUGAAGACAAGAGCUUUCUUGCUCUCUGGYUCUUGGCAAGCUCUGGAAAGCAUUCUGUGCUAAACAUGUUUUGUUCUCACAAAAAACGAAAUGAAUCUAGGAUUAUGUAGUGCCAAGUUUUGUUGAUAGAAUAUAAAAUAGAUGUUCUAAU